This is a messenger RNA of Eucalyptus grandis, 921 nucleotides long. Its product is annotated as TMV resistance protein N-like. NCBI's taxonomy places the organism in Eukaryota, Viridiplantae, Streptophyta, Magnoliopsida, Myrtales, Myrtaceae. The transcript is spliced from 2 exons. The record is from RefSeq and is a predicted model, not a curated record. Gene Ontology annotation, biological process: defense response; signal transduction. Bases 1 to 921 code for a protein of 306 amino acids.
AUGGGAACUGCAGAGAUAGAGCGAUGCAUUUCGUCUUCUGCUUCGAUCCACUCACGGAAGUAUGAUGUGUUCGUGAGCUUCAGAGGCGAGGACAUAAGGAAAACCUUCGUGGCCCACCUCUUCCAUGCGCUGAAGCAGGCGGGGAUUCACUAUUUCAAGGACACUGAUAAAGAGGAGACCGGGAUUUUCAUUGAGCCCAAGCUGCUCGACGUGAUUCGCAAUUCUAGGGUUGCCCUCUUCGUGUUCACCACCAAUUACGCCAACUCGUGGUGGUGCUUGAAUGAGCUGGUGGAGAUCCUGGAGUGCAGCAGGAGGUUCAGAGAUCAUCACGUGGUUCUGCCCAUUUUCUAUGAUGUUGAGCCAGGGGACGUUCGGAAACAGAGCGAGGGAGACGGGAAAGGUUUCGGAAGGCGUUUGGCCACCCACUCGGACGAUUUGCUGGUGCAGAAGUGGAGGGAUGCGCUUCAAGAAUCUGGGAAUUUGUCAGGAUGGCACUUGAAUAAUGAAGCUAAUGGGGAUCAAUCAAACUUCACUGAGCAAAUUGUAGGACAUUUCUUCAGGAUCAGUCCUAGAUCAAUCUCCCCCUAUUUUGUCAAAAAUGCGAUUGGGGUAGAUUCCUUUGUAGAGGACAUGAUAUCGUUGCUCGAAAUUGGGUUGAAGGAUGAUGUCCGUGUGGUUGGAUUAUGGGGAAUGAAAGGAAAUGGUAAGACAACGGUGGCCAAAGUCGUGUGUGAUCGCAUUUUUAGGGAAUUUGAGGGUGCUAGCUUGCUAGAAAAUGUCGGAGAUGCAAACCAAGAUACGCUUUUACUCCAGAAGAGACUUCGUCAUGAUGUUCUUAAGGUACAAGGUCUAGAAAUGUACGAUCUUAACAGCAACAUCAACGAGAUAAAAACUAAGCUCUGCCGGAAAGGAUCCCGCUAG